UGCCUUUUCAUUUCGUCCCCAUGGUUGCUCAUCUACGACACUCUCGCAGCUUGGCGUUGGCAAAGUCUCGAAAAGUCCCUGGCUGGCAACAUCAAUUUUGAUAGUAUUUUUCCUUUCUUUUUUUUCCCUUUUCCUUUUCUGUGUCUUCUGUUUUGGUACAGUGAGGGCUCGGUCACCAAGAUGGCGGCCGAGCACAGUGCUGGGCAUGAUCCCAUCGCCAUCAUAGGCAGUGCUUGUCGCUUUCCAGGCGACGCGUCUUCGCCAGCCAAGCUAUGGGACGUACUCCGACAACCCCCAGAUCUCUUGCGCGAAAUACCAAGAGAUCGUUUCAACGCCGACAGAUUCUUUCAUCCAGACAGCCAACACCAAGGCACAAGCAAUGUGCGCCACUCGUACACCUUGUCCGAAAAUAUACGGGCUUUCGACGCCCAAUUCUUCGGUGUCAGUCCGGUGGAGGCUACAGCAAUGGAUCCGAGUCAGAGGAUACUGCUAGAGGUGACUUAUGAGGCUUUGGAAGCAGCAGGUAUCCCGAUGGAAAACUUGAAAGGCUCAUCAACUGGAGUAUUUGUUGGCGUCAUGGGGGAAGAGUACACUGCAGUCGCAGGUCGCGAUCUUGCAAGUCUGCCAACCUACUUUGCAUCAGGUACCGCGAGAAGUAUACUGUCCAACAGGCUAUCUUACUUCUUCGAUCUACGCGGCCCUUCCAUGACGAUUGAUACAGCAUGCUCCUCAAGUCUUGUCGCUCUACACCAAGCUAUCCAGAGUCUGAGAAGUGGGGAGUCUUCUGUGGCUAUUGUUGCAGGAGCAAACCUGCUACUAGCACCAGAACCCUACAUUGCGGAAAGCAAGCUGAAGAUGCUAAGCCCUACUGGGAGGAGUCGGAUGUGGGACAAGGCGGCGAAUGGCUACGCUCGUGCCGACGGCUUUGGAGUGCUGGUCUUGACACGUGUCUCUAGAGCAAAAGUGAAUGGAAACCACGUGGAGGUUAUUGUGAGAGAGACGGGAGUCAAUCAAGAUGGGCGUACAAAAGGGAUCACCAUGCCCAGCUCUGAGGCACAGGCACGGCUGAUACGGAUGACAUACAAGAGAGCCGCUCUAGACCUAUCUAUACCGUCGAGCAGACCGCAAUAUUUUGAGGCCCAUGGGACAGGAACUGCUGCAGGUGACCCAAUCGAAGCGGAAGCUAUAGAUAAGGUUUUCUUCCAGCCCGACCCGACCAGCACGAGUUCUGACGCUUCUGGGCGACUUUACGUCGGAUCUAUCAAGACCGUUCUGGGCCAUACAGAAGGUACAGCCGGUAUAGCCGGACUGAUGAAGGCAAUGUUGAGUUUACAACACGCAACAAUUCCACCAAAUCUGUUGCUGGAUCAGCUGAGCGAGAGAGUGCGACCGUUUGCUAAGCAUGUUAUCAUCCCCACGGAAGCCAGAUCGUGGCCACAUUUACCGGAAAAUGUCCCAAAAAGAGCCAGUGUGAACAGCUUCGGUUUUGGUGGGACUAAUGCACAUGCCAUCCUCGAGAACUUCAUUGAUCCGACCGCACAACCUACGAACCAAAACACAGGUGCAUCAUCGCCUCUGAUACCCUUCAACUUUUCUGCCGCUUCCCAGACGUCCUUAAGGGCCAUGCUGGAUGGAUAUGCAAAGUUCAUCAGAGCGAACGCGGAGGUGUCGUUGAAGGACCUUUCAUGGACACUGAACGCUCGCCGGUCAACACACCCAAUUCGUAUCUCUCUGGCAGCCUCCAACCCGAGCGAUCUAGCUGAUAAACUUCAAAUGACGAUUGAAGACAAUAUAAGUAUCAGCAAACUUGGGAGUCACGGCAUGGAUCUUGCAGAGCCUCGAUUUAUUGGCGUUUUCACCGGCCAGGGUGCCCAGUGGGCAGGCAUGGGGGCGAACCUGAUCCAAUCUUCAUCUGCCGUCAGACAUUGUUUGGAAAAGCUACAAAGAUCAUUGGACACCUUAAGACAAGAGCAUGCACCAUCAUGGAGAUUAUUGGAUGAGUUGAUCGAACCUGAUUCCCAGCGAAUAAGCCAACCGGUUUUUUCACAGACUCUCUGCACCGCCAUUCAGAUUGCCAUCGUAGAUUUGCUUAGAGCUGCAAGAGUCAAUCUUGUUGCCGUUGUUGGCCAUUCAUCGGGGGAGAUAGGCGCAUCAUAUGCUGCUGGAUAUCUAAGUGCCGAAUGCGCAAUACGAAUCGCAUAUUAUCGAGGUUUCUUUGCGAAUGUUGGGAACAACUCUAGCGACGCCGCAGGUGCGAUGAUGGCCGUGGGUACAUCAUUCCAAGAUGCCAGCGACCUGUGCGAGCUGCCUUUUUUCAGAGGUCGUAUGUGCGUAGCCGCGGUCAACUCGCCGAUGAGUGUGACCCUAUCUGGAGACGCCGCAGCAGUCAAACAUGCUGGUAUUGUGAUGACAGACGAGAAGAAAUUUGCAAGGAUGCUGAAGGUUGAGAAAGCGUAUCACUCUCACCAUAUGGUCCCUGCCCUGGAGCCAUAUUUGCAGGCUCUCGAGAAAUGCAACACGCAGGCCAAACCGCCGGCACCGGAUUCGAAGUUCCCACACUGGGUUUCCAGUGUUACAGGCGACCGGACUGAAGGUGUGGAUCAGGAUUAUCUCAGUCGAAACUAUUGGGGGGAUAACAUGGAGCAGACAGUACUGUUCUCAAGUGCUUUGGAGUAUGCCACUGGAGCUCAUGGUCCUUUCGACGCAGCAAUCGAGAUCGGACCUCACCCAGCACUCAAGACACCUGCAUUAGACACGAUGAAGAACCUGUAUGGCGAAGAAAUUCUCUACUGCGGCACACUUCAAAGAGGCACCAACGAUAUUGAAGCGAUUGCUAGCACUUUCGGCACACUUUGGACAGCUUUUGGCAGGAAAGCAGUGGACUUCGAUGCCCUUCAUCGAUAUCUCUGUGAGGUCGGCGACCCGCCAGCAAAACUCAUCAAGGGGCUUCCUACGUAUUCAUGGAUGCAUGAACGGGAUUACUGGCACGAAACACGGCAGACAAGAUCAUUCCGAAGCGACCAUCGCAAGACGCAUAGCUUGAUCGGUUCUAUAUGUCCCAACAGAACCCCAACUGAGUGUCAGUGGCGAAACUACCUAAGUCCAAAAAGUGUGCCUUGGUUGAUGGACCACAAAAUACAAGGCCAAGCAGUGUUUCCUGCUGCGGGAUACAUCUCAGCCGUGAUCGAGGCCCUUGAGCAACUAUACCCAAAUCAAGACAUCAAGUUGGUCGACUUCAGCGAUAUCAGCAUUGGUCAAGCUUUACUCAUACCGGCGGAAGGUGAAGUGGAGAUCCUCGUGGAAAUAUCCAUACUCGUGGAUGUCGAUGAACACGUGGAUGCCAGCUUUUCCUUCAGCUCAGAUUCCGCGCGAGGAUCCGCUGACCUGGUAUCCAAUGCCUCUGGCAGACUGCGUAUUAUCAAGGGCCCAGUAUCAAGCGAAUUGCUACCAGCUCCAUCGAUGCCAGAGGGUCGGUAUGUCGAAGUACAGCCUGAACUAUUCUACGAAUCAGCUCACGAGCUUGGCUAUGGCUAUACUGGGCCUUUUCGUGGUCUGACAAGAACGCAAAGAAGACUAAAUGAGGCCAUUGGGUUCAUCGACGUGCCAGAUGACACUACUGAAAACGAAAAUCCCCUGCAGGUUCAUCCAGGGAUACUAGAUUCUGCCAUCCAAGCUAUCCUUCUUGCUUAUUCCUACCCCGGAGACAACGAUCUCCGCCAACUUCAUCUGCCGGUAAAAAUUGAGCGUCUCUGCGUUGACAUUGGAGCCCGUCGUGUUGAUCUCGAUCGUCAGUCACAGCUGCGUUUCCAAGCAUAUGCAAUCCCAGCACUCACUGAGCUUAUUGGCGAUGUGGAGGUUCAUUCACACGAUGGUGGCCGCACCUUCAUUCAACUCCAAGGUCUGCACGUGAAACCUUUGAGUCCAUACUCACUCCAAAAUGAUGCGAAACUCUUCUUUGAGAAGACUUGGGGAUACGAAACACCAUUACCAGAUCAGAUACCUGAGGGGAACGGUGGCAUUAAGCAGCAGAUCGGCCAACACCUGGAGCAGGUAGCACAUGUCGUCAACCAGCUCAGCCAUCGCUUUCCCCGUAUGGAUAUUCUUGACGUUAGUGGGGGAUACCUAACAACCAUGCUUGGAGGGAGCGCUCGUGGCACCUUUUCGACGUAUACUGCUACAGAGCCAAUAUCCAAGUUCACGGGAAUUUCUGAAGUCGAUCUUCAUGAAGUCAGGACUGGCUCCCAAGUGGUAUUCAAGCACCUCGACCUCAAAGAGCCGGUGAACGACCAGGAUUUCAAACCGGCUUCGUACGAUCUGAUGAUCGCCUGUCUAGUGUUACACGAGAUAGACAACCUAGGGCAAACUUUGUCGCAGAUGAGGAAGCUAUUGAGACCUGGAGGGUAUCUCAUUGUGCUCGAGCGCACCGAUUACCACUCUGGCUUAACAAACAUCACUGGCAUACUCCAAUUUGCAAGCAAGGAAGAUUGGAAUUCCCUACUUUGCAAAGCCGGCUUCACAGUUAUCGCUACCAAGAAUCAGGAACGCAGUAGCUCAACUCCCUUUUCUUUACUCCUGAGCCAAGCCACAGAUGAGCAAGUACGCCCCCUCUUCGAACCGCUGACAGGAUCUCAAUCAGUGCUGCCAUCAUUGGGUCCUCUGUCGGUAGUGGGGGAUAAAUCAUUGACAACGUCGCUUGUCAAUUCCAUCGGCUCCUAUUACGACCAGGUAGUCCACUUUGAUCGCUUCGAUGACCUUGCAUCGUCAGGCCUUUCAUUUGGGACCUUCAUCAGUUUUGCGGAUUGCGGCAACGAUUCAAUUUUCCAGGGCAUGACAGCUACAAGGCUGUUGGCACUGCAAAAUAUGCUCAAACAUAGUAAGACAUUGCUAUGGGCAUCGUCUGAUACUGGUGCUUCCAACCCACACAAAAACAUGCUUGCUGGGCUACUGAGGACUGCAGUGCUCGAGAUGACGUAUCUUCGGACUCAGAUCAUCACAUUCACCACUCCAGAACAAGUUGAUGUCAACCUGGUAGCCAGGAGGCUCCUGGAACUAGAGGUAGGGGCGCAUCUGAGAGAGCAACGGCCCGACGAAGAUAUUUUGUGGCACGCCGAGCCGGAAAUACGGGUCGAAGAUGGGCGGAUUAAGAUCCCGAGGCUUCAAAUCCAAGAAGCUCAGAACCAGCGGCUUGCUUCAACCUUUAGGCCGGUGACACGACCGGUGGCCUCGAAGGAAACUGUCCUCGCUGUUGUAAGCAUGAAUGGCAGAAUGAAAAUGUCGACGAAGUCUAUGUCACUCAUGCACGGUAAUGGUGUACACCGCUUGAGGUACUCACUGCUCAAAACCGUUCCGAUUUCCAGCCGAACCAGGCUGUUUCUAUCCCUGGGUGAAAAGGAAGAGAGUGGAGAAUACUUCGUCGUUCUUACGAGCUCCCUUGAAUCGCGGGUGCAGAUUCCUCCAAGUUGGACUAUACCUGCACCCCGAUCGCAACAAGGCAUGCGAUUUCUGCUCUCGCUGUCUAGUCAGCUUCUGGCUCAAAGCGUUCUAUCCAAAGCCCAGGCUGGUAGGCCAAUCGUGGUCCUGGAUGCCAACAAACCAUUAGAAGAUGCUAUAGCCGACGUCGCAGCUGAGAAGGGCAUACGGCUAGUACUUCUGAGCACGCAGUACAAGAGCAACGCACGACCUCGAGCAUAUCUACACCCCCGAGCAUCGAAACGAGCAGUCUCGCAACUGUUGCCGGCCGACAUAGCUACGUUCGUCGACCUGGGCGUACCAUCCGAGCUUUCUUCUGUGGUCGAGGAUAUCUUGCCGCGCCAUUGCCAAAAGUUCUCGUCCUCAGACUUCCUGAGUGACUUUUCACAUCAUGACGGCGAUCCUCAGUGCGUACGCGAAGUAGGCGAUCACCUUGAAGCCGCCUGGAUAUGUGCUGUAAAAGCAGGGUCUGUGAAAGUCAAGAAGCCAUCGGGUCUUGCAAUUGAAACCCCAACUAGUAUAUUGCGUUUGGACGAUCUAGCCCACGAAGUCAUUCAGACGCAGGCUAUUCUUUCUUGGGAAACCCCGGAGACUGUGGAGAUACCGGUUCAGCCCGCCAGUCAGCUGGUUCGCUUUGCCAGCGACAAAACAUACUGGCUGCUUGGCUUGACUGGCGGCUUGGGCCAAUCUCUAUGCCGAUGGAUGGCAGAUCGAGGAGCUACAAGCAUCGCACUGACAAGCAGGAACCCUAAACUUGACGAGGCCUGGUAUCAAUAUCCAUUGAAUUCAGUAUGCCAUGUGCGCACUUUCGCAGCAGACAUCACAGAUCGACUCUCUCUACGAAAAGCCCACUCUGUAAUUACCGAGACCAUGCCUCCCAUUGCUGGAGUAGUUCAAGGAGCAGCCGUCUUCCAUGACACUGCGUUUCCUGAGCUUGAUAUAGAGAGACUGCACAAAGUGACAAGGCCCAAGGUCGAGGGUAGCACUUACGUGGACGAGCUUUUCCCAGAGGACACUUUGGAUUUUAUGAUCUUCCUGUCCUCCGUGGCCUACGUGGCUGGCAACGCCGGACAAAGUGCGUAUGCCAUGGCUAAUGCGUUCAUGGCAGGUCUCGCCGCCAAUCGACGCGCCCGCGGUCUCUCGGCCUCCGUGGUCAACGUCGGAGCAAUUCUGGGCAACGGCUACGUAUCUCGUGAGAUGUCGCGCGAGAAGCAGCUGGCAUUGGAGAGAGCCGGCUUCAUGUUUUUAUCUGAAAGAGCUUUUCAUGAGAUCUUUGCAGAGGGCGUUCUAGCCAGCCGGUCUGAUUUCGAGGGGAACUUUGAGAUCACAACUGGAAUUCGACUCGACGGGACUGACAAUUACAAGCAGACUUGGGCCUCGAAUCCUAUCUUUUCGCAUUUGGUGCCGAAGUUACGAGACAGAGCGGACAGGGCCAAGCAGCGAGAAUCUAGGGGUUCUUUGAAAUCAUCACUACAGCAGGCGAAAGACCACGACCAAGCAUACCAACUAUUGGAAGAUGCUUUCAUGGAAAAAUUGCAAUAUAGGUUACAGAUUGAUUCUGGCAAUCUGACCGCCUCGUUAAGCCUCAAUGCACUCGGAGUCGACUCGCUGGUGGCUGUGGACAUUCAGUCUUGGUUCCAGACAGAGCUCGGUGUGCAACUAUCAGUUCUCGACAUAUUCAACCCUCACCCAAUCAAAGCUCUUCUUUCUUCUGUGCAGAAGCAACUGGUGCUGGACGAGUUCACGCCGCAGCCUAGAGAAUUGCUAGCCGACGAAACACAUUCUGACACACCCGCAGAGCCCAGCGUGGUUCAUCAGCAGUCCGAAUCGGAUCAGACAACGGUUUCCGACGGAAAUGGUUCAGAAAUUGUGGAACGUGACUUGCAAUCCAUGCCGUCAGAGCCAGCCACAAUAAUAUCGGAUCCAGAAGACAAAAGGCUUUUACCUCCGGCGGUCGUUUUCGAGCGAAAUGUGCCAAUGUCCUUUGCCCAGUCACGCUUCUGGUUUCUUGGAUUCUUCGUGGACAACAAGUCCGCCUUCAACAUCGUUGUCAAGGUCGCAUUCCAAGGUCAGCUCGACGUUUUGCAGCUCAGAGACGCAUUCUUUGCGGUAGGGCAGCAGCACGAAGCGUUGCGUACUGUCUUCUACACCGAUGCGGCCAGCAAGAGGCAAAUGCAGGGUGUCUUGCCCCAUUCAAUCAUGGAACUCGAGCACUCUGAUGUUGAAGACGAAACCUGCAUCAAUAAAGUACUGUCGGAAAUGGCGGACCAUCAAUUCGACCUCGAAAGAGGACCACUGCUCCGUAUGAAGCUUCUAUCCUUGCCUAAUGGAACCUGUUCCAUGGUCAUCGCAUACCACCACAUUGUGAUGGAUGGCAUCGGGUUUCAGAUCUUCUGUGACGAUCUUGAGAAAGCUUAUAGCGGUCCUCUGAGUCUCAACGUAUGCCAGUAUCCUGACUUCACACUUCGAGAGAUACAAAGGUACGAACGAGGGGACUGGACCAGACAGUUCGACUACUGGUGUAUCAAGUUUCGGACACUACCCCCGCCACUCCCAAUCCUGUCACUGUCGCGGAAGUCUUUCCGACCAGAGAAAUCAACGUUCAACUCUCAUGGAGUGAAAUUCCGCGUCGAUCGAACUUUGAAAGAUCGAAUCGACGCACGGUGCAGUCGCUUGGAGGCCAAACCCUUCUACUUCUAUCUGACCGUCUUCUCCAUAAUGAUUUUCCGCUAUUCGGACCAUACAGUCAAAGAUAUGUGCAUUGGAGUGGCUGAUGGCAAUCGAAAAGAGAAGGAUGUUUUGUCAAGUCUUGGUCUGUUCUUGAAUUUGUUACCAGUCCGGGUACUGACGAAUCGGGACCAGCCAUUCGCGAAACUACUCAAGGACGUGCGAGAGACCACCAUGGAAUCUUUCGAAAACUCGCAGAUCCCCUUUGAUCUUCUACUAGAUCACUUGUCGGUGGAGCGCUCUACUUCCCACAGCCCCUUGUUCCAAACAUUCUUCAACUACCGCUCGAACAUCAAGGAAGCCCGGACGUUUCUCGGAUCUGAGGCCGAAGGCGAGUCGGUCACUGUCGGUCAAAACGCAUAUGACCUGAGCCUCGACAUUCUCGACAGCAACGGGAGAGAAGAUCUAGUCACACUUUCGGUCAGCAAAGAUUUGUACAGUAUACAGGAUGCAGAGGUGUUCAAAAACAGCUAUCUUGGGCUCCUUGAUCAUUUUGCAGAGAACCCCGCUGCCAAAAUCGCUUGGCCAUCCCUGCAUCCCGAAGAGGAGAUCAAGAAGGUCAUCGAUCUUGGAAGAGGUCUGCAACUUCCGUCGAGGUGGCGUGGCACUAUCAUCGAUCGUGUUGACCAAAUGACUGAGCAAUACGGGAUGAACUGUGCGCUCAAAGAUACCCAAGGGAAUUACCUCACUUACCAGGAAAUGGAACGGCGUGUUCACCAAUUGUCAUUAGAGCUAUGGAACCGCGAUUUGAGUCACGGUUUCCACGCCGGUAUUUUCCAAAAACCAGGGCUUGAUUGGGUCUGCUCACUUCUAGCCAUUUUGCGACUUGGCGGCGUCGCCGUGUCGCUCGAUGCUCAGCUAGGUGUCGAGAGACUGCGAACUAUGGUCCAUGACUGCCAGCCUUGUGUGAUCCUCACAGAUGAGUCAACCAACGAACAAGCUCAGACCAUCUGCGGUGCCGAGACAGAAUCAAUAGCUGUUUCCAGGACAAAAUCAGUCGGCCACUCUUGCCCCGUCAGAAGCCUGGCGAAAUCCAAUGAUACGGCAGUGGUUAUAUACACUAGCGGAUCGACGGGCAAGCCAAAAGGCAUAGCCAUUAAGCAUUCUUCGAUCUGCAAUUGGGUGGAAUUCGGACUUUCGAGAUGGGGACUUGUCGAGGGAGGCGAAGUCGUCCUACAACAUUCCUCGUAUGCCUUUGACAUGUCCCUCUGCCAGAUUUUCGUGGGCCUCGGGCAUGGUAACACACUCAUCAUACCCGAUAGCACGUUGAGAGGAGAUCCAAUGGCCAUAUCAGCACUUGUGGCCGAGAAAGAAAUCAGUGUUACACUUGCGACACCGACGGAAUAUAUCUCGUGGCUCAGGGAGGAUAAUCGCGAGUCUUUGGCCAAGUCGAGCUGGCGAGUUGCAAUGAGCGGUGGGGAAGGUGUCUCUGAAGCACUUGUUCAGAGUUUCCGGUCGCUCAGUUGUGCUGCGCUGCGUCUUGUUAACUGUUAUGGCCCUGCCGAGACUACCUUUGGGUGUGCCGACUCUAUGAUCUCGUAUGCUGAUGAUUCAUAUACCAUACCAGCCCUGACCCCUCUUCCCAACUAUUCUAUCCAAAUCUUGGAUUCGGACAUGAAACCUGUGCCCGCAGGCGUUUCGGGUCGAGUCGCUAUUGGAGGUGCAGGGACUGCGGCGGGAUAUCUUACAGAUGAAUCACUGACGAACAUGACCUUCCUCCCUAAUCGUUAUGCUAGUCGAUCAUUCCAUGACCAGGGAUGGACUCACCUGUACCUAUCCGAUGAUCGCGGGCGACUGGAUGAGGUAGGGCACCUGGUAUUGGAAGGGAGAACAGCAGGCAGUACGCAAGUCAAGAUCGGGGGAGUUCGGAUAGAAGUCGAAGACAUCGAGAGCAACAUUAUGAAGACAAUGUUGCCGAAGUUACGUCACGUUGUGGUGUCAUGCAGAAGUGGCAAGGAGCUGUCGGAGCCGGAUUUUCUUGUCGCCUUCAUCGUGUCAUCCAUUGACGUGUCGCAAGAAGACGAGGCGGCAUUUAGUGCGGACCUUCAGCGCAAUCUGCCAUUACCACGAUACAUGCGGCCAUCCGUCGUUAAGUUUCUACAAGAUAUUCCGAGGACAGCUUCAGGAAAAUUGGACCGAACCGCGGUGGAGGCUAUCCCGAUAGACUGGGACACGUUUCCUGGAGAGAAAAAUGUUGCUGCCGACCUGUCCGAUUUCGAAGAGACCUUACGAGGGCUUUGGGAAGAGGCAUUACCUGGCAACGCCGCUGGACACACCGUUAACAGAGAUACCGACUUCUUUCACGCAGGAGGCAACUCUCUCGCCCUCAUAAAUCUUCAACGACUGAUCAAAGACCAUUUGAUGGUGGAGGUUUCAAUACAUCAUCUAUUUCAGUCAAUCACACUCGAGAAGAUGUCGCGCCUGAUACACCAGAAACAGCAUCUACGAGAUCGAUCUUCACCCAAUGACUGGAAGAACGAGACUAGGAUAUCAGCCGCGCUGACAGAGCUAGCGGUAACUACUACUAGUAGCAACUUACCACCAAAAGCUAUCCCUCAAACAGUCGUCCUCACCGGGGCCACUGGCUUCCUCGGCCAAGAAAUACUGCAGCAGCUCAUCGAUGAUGAAAGAGUCACGAGAGUAAUUUGCAUUGCUGUACGGACACCCCAGCGGGAACUGGGGGGCAUCUUCCGCGAUGGCAAGGUCGACAUUCGGCAUGGCAACCUCGGCGCGCGGCAACUAGGACUAUCUGACCAUGAUAGCAGACAAAUCUUCAACGACGUCGACACAGUAAUCCAUGCAGCAGCCGACGUAUCAUUCAUGAAGACUUACGAGAGCUUGAGGCUGACAAACGUUGCGUCGACCAAGGAGCUAGUACGGCUGUGCCUACCACGCCGCAUUCCCUUGCACUUCAUCUCCUCAGCCACCAUCGCUCAGCUUUCCGGGCGAGAAGCUUUCGGGCCGGAAUCCGUGGCAGACUUCGAACCCUUGGAUGGUCUUACCGAUGGAUACACAGCAGCGAAAUGGGUCUCCGAAGUUUACCUCGAGCGCAUCAGUCGGCAGUUGGGCUUGCCUGUGACUAUACACCGGCCGACCAGCAUCACGGGUGAAGCGGCGCCAGAAUCGGAUCUCAUGAGCAGUUUGAUGCGAUAUGUGCGCAGACUCAAAGCGGUGCCAGAUGUCAACAAGACUUGGAGCGGUUACUUGGACUUCGUGUCCGUGCAAGCUGCUGCUGGCCGGAUCAUUGGUCAUGUCAAGUCUUCGCAAGACCGUGCUGCCGCAGGUGCCAAGUUUGUCUACGAGGCUGGCGACUUGGUGAUCAAUUUACAGGAUUUUCGGUCAGGUUUGGAGAAUGAGGCGGGAGAAGCAUUCAGUGUGGUUUCUGUGCGAGAAUGGGUAGACCUUGCAACGCAAGCUGGGAUGAAUGCGUUGCUAGCCGAGCAUCUGCAUUCUAUACUAAGUCGGAAGGCGUUGCUCCCGAGGAUUUUGAAGGAGGGUCAUGUGGAAAGCGAGGGUCAUUCAGCCACAGUGUGAUCGCAAUCAUGCUGUUUUGGCGGAACGUCUAGAAUGGUCAACCCCAGUAGACGAGGGUUUCGC
Diaporthe batatas is the source of this 11793-nucleotide messenger RNA. RefSeq lists its product as uncharacterized. Lineage: Eukaryota; Fungi; Ascomycota; Sordariomycetes; Diaporthales; Diaporthaceae. The transcript is spliced from 6 exons. Gene Ontology annotation, molecular function: phosphopantetheine binding; fatty acid synthase activity; 3-oxoacyl-[acyl-carrier-protein] synthase activity. Bases 181 to 11730 code for a protein of 3849 amino acids. Gene Ontology annotation, biological process: secondary metabolite biosynthetic process; fatty acid biosynthetic process. The record is from RefSeq and is a predicted model, not a curated record.